AUGGACUGGUUAUGUGAAGCAACACCUGAGGAGAUAGUACGUGUAGUUAGAAGGACAAAUACAAUGAAAGAACUAAAGGCAGCUGUAAGGAAGUACGUGAUAAGGAGGAUAAAGGGGAGAAACAUAUAUGACCCAAUAUGUAGUGAGUGUGGAAGUAAGUCUAUUGUGAUGAUAGAUGGGUCAGAUACAUGUACAAUGUGUGGUACCUGUGAUAUGAACAACUUCUCGUGCUAUGUUAGCUACAACUACAACAAGGACGACUAUCUUAAAAAGAAGUCUUGCCAUAAGAGGGUUCGCUGGUUCGAGAGACAUUUGUUUCAACAUGUUGCAGCCAGGGACAGGGACAAGAUACGGGAGCAGUUUAGAAGCAUCGUAAGACGUAUACAAAGACUUAGACUGCAAAGGGGGCGCAACAUUGUUAGAUACAAGUUUUACCUACUCAGGUUAGCUAGUAUGAACGGCAUUUAGCUGAGAGACCCACCAGAGGACAUUAGGACUCAAAAAAUAGUGGACGCGCUUGUGGACAGGUUGUAUGGAAAAGUAUUCGUUGACCUUGGAUGGAAGCCUGAAAAAUGUACAUAUUAUAAUAACUGGAAAAUUAGGAAAUUAAAGAAAUAAAAAUAUAAUAAAUUAAUAAUGUAUACCGAAAAUGUUUUAAUAAAAACUGUAGUAAUUACUCAGAGUCAAAUGAAUAAUAAUAUAAUUAAAAAUAUACUAAAUAAUCUACGGGAAAAUGUUGAGGGAAAAUUCUACGGUAAUUAUGGAGUGGUUAUUAAGGUGAACUGAAUUAGGAAACUCUUUGGAGGGGAGAUACAUGCAGAGGACGUCAGAGCAGCGGCGUACUACACUGUCCACUUCAUGUGCACUCUAUGUAGACCUGAGGAGGGAGACACUGUGAGGGGAAAGGUUAUGCGUAUUAGUGAUAAGAUCGUUGUGAUGAAAAACGGUCCGGUGACCAUCUUCGCUACAACUGAUAAGCGUGUGACAGUCGGUGAAAACUAUAGAGUCAAAGUUCUGUCUGUAACCCUAAUAAGUGGUGAGUCAGAAAUUACGACCAUCGGAAAAAUAAUAAAUUAAAUAAAUUUAAUUAAAUUAAAUAAUAAACAAUAAGUUAAAUAAAUAUAAUUAAAUUAAAUAGUAAAUAAAUAAUAAAAAAAUGGGGGUAAAUUAAUUAGUAAUAAAUUUUAAAUUAAUUAUUAAUUAAAUACCCUCCUUUUUUUACAUAUAUAGUAUAUAGUAUAGAGGAAAAGUCAGAAAAUGAGUCCAGUGAAAAACACCAAUAUGUCAAACAUCAGCAUGGAAGAGUUAAUAGCAAUUGGAGAGUACUUCUCAGGGAACAUUCCCAGUGACGACGAGCAGUUUGAAAUGGAUGUUGAGAAGUUCUAGGGGAAUCCUUACUUUGAACGUGAGAAGCCGGAGGAAGAGCCCAUUGUAAUAAGACCUAAACCUAGAAGAAUCCCUAAAAACUAUACAGGAAAAAGAGGAACGGCACCACAAUGGAAGUACUCCAAGAGACAACAGGAAAAGGCAGCUUUGAUUGAAGAAGCAUUUGAACGACUGAAGGGAACACCAGGAUUACCCGAAACAACGGGAGGUCUGUGGUAUUCUGACAAUGACCUCAUCAACAAGAAAGUCGAGAAGAUAAAAGCAGAGAGGAAACCAAAGGUGCUUAAGAAGAGAGGUUGA
This is a messenger RNA of Paramuricea clavata, 1686 nucleotides long. Lineage: Eukaryota; Metazoa; Cnidaria; Anthozoa; Malacalcyonacea; Plexauridae. The record is from the annotation of a GenBank genome assembly.